CAACCUAAUUACGACGGGUCAAAAAUCCCGUCGCAAAAGCCUUUUACGACGGGGCUAACAACCAAACAAUGACGGGAAUAACCGUCGCAAAUGUCUUUUACGACGGAAUUUUCUAUUAACGACGGCCCCCUUUUAUGACGGGUUCACGACAGGAAAUCCCGUCGUUAAUAGUAAAAUUUCUUGUAUGUAUCUUUGUCAAAAGUGUGAAGACAAGAAAAUUCACACUCAAAAGUGUGAAGACAAGAAGGUUCACACUAUUAUUAUGAUUGGAAAAUUCAAGGAUGCCAACACUUUCACAGGCUAUGCAUCUUGGAUCCAAAUAUAUGUCAUCAUUAUUUAAGAGUAGUUCCAUUUGAUAAUUAACUUCAAUAUAAUUCUCCACAUAUAAUUUCCAUCAUAUAUAAUUAUUAGUAUUUAAUUAUAAUCAUAAUAUUAAGACUAUGGUGCAAACUAGAUCACCCUCCACCUCACCUGAUUGGCUCAUUAAUCCUAAUCCACCACCAAACUUCACAUCAUUAUCCCUUAAACAACGCCUCCAAACUAUAGUAGAGAGUAAGCCAGGGUUGUUGUAUGCAAUAUCUUGGCAAUUGACAUCUAAUGCUAAGAACACCAUGACGAUGGCGGCGAGCCGCCCUGUGUUGGUGUGUUCAGAUGGUUAUUUGAAAAGCUCCGUUAGGAGCAAUGUAGUUUCGAAACACAAUGAGGGCAUGGAAGAGCUUGGGGAGAGAGUUAUGUCUGAAUGGUUUUACGCCGUGUCGUUAAGCAAAGUCCUAGAGAUUGAGGAAAAGGAUAUGUUAAUAGGGAAAGCCAUGAGUUCAGGCACCUAUUUGUGGCUAAUUGGCUACUCUUCAGGGUGUGAACGGGCGAAGGAAGCUUUAUUGCACAAUGUUCGUACUCUGGUGUUCAUACCUGUUGUUGCCUCAGGUGAAGUUAUUGAAGUUGGAUCCUUGGAUGAGAUCAACGAAGAUAGGAGCUUAAUUGAGCUCACCCGCUUAAUAUUUAAUGGUAAUGGUAAUGAUAAUUGUAAUAGUAAUAGUAAUAGUAAUAGUAAUAUUUCCUGCAGCAAAAGUGGCAUCAGAGCUUCUGCAGGUGCGCCUGCAGGUGCAGGCGCACCUGCAGGCACAAUGCAGCGUAGCAACCAUGUAGAGGCAGAGAGGCAGAGGAGAGACAAGCUCAACCAGCGUUUUUACGCGCUACGCGCAGUAGUUCCCUACGUCUCAAAGAUGGACAAAGCGUCACUUCUUUCUGAUGCAGUCACAUACAUCAACGAGCUUAAAACUUCAGUACAAGAAUUGGAAGAACAAAUCAGAGGACUUCAAUCAGCCAAAAAUAUUACUGCAGUUAGUACUACUCUUAGUAGUACUAAUAAUACUACGCCACGUAUGCAUGGUCAGCAUCAUCUUCCUCAUGUGAAAACUAGUGUUUGGGCGGUGGAAGUUGAGGUAGACGUGAAACCGAUAGGUAAGCAAGUGGUAAUCCGGGUUCAAACAUCGGGUUUGGAUCACCCGGAAGCAAGAUUAAUGAAUGUGCUGAAAGAAUUGCGUCUGGAAAUUUGCUACGCAACAAUAUCAAAUGUCAAUGAGGUUGUGUUUCAGAAUGUUAUUGCUACGUUGCCAUCUUAUCCUGAUGAGAUAAUUAGUACUCAAGAAGGCUUGACUAAUGCUAUUCGUGAGAGGCUGCAUUAUUGAUCGAUGACCUUAAUUUAUUGCUGCUUAAUUAAUUAGUUAUGUAAAGUUGGUGUUUUUUUUUGUUUUUUUUUUGGCGUGAAAUGGUCAUAAGAGCAAUGCAAACUGUGUUACAAUUGGGGAUAAAGGAUAUGAGCCGGUAAACUAUCAUACACAGAUUCUCAAUAUUAACCACAAGAUUUCAAGUCUUACUAGUGAAAUAUCAUGAUACUACUUCUUUUUUUUUCUCUUUAGUGGUAUGCUCUUGAUUGUGAUAA
Messenger RNA from Spinacia oleracea (spinach), 1942 nucleotides. RefSeq names its product transcription factor bHLH14. Gene Ontology annotation, biological process: regulation of DNA-templated transcription. Gene Ontology annotation, cellular component: nucleus. NCBI's taxonomy places the organism in Eukaryota, Viridiplantae, Streptophyta, Magnoliopsida, Caryophyllales, Amaranthaceae. Gene Ontology annotation, molecular function: transcription cis-regulatory region binding; protein dimerization activity; DNA-binding transcription factor activity. The transcript has a single exon. The coding region runs from base 441 to 1688 and encodes 415 amino acids. The record is from RefSeq and is a predicted model, not a curated record.